Aspergillus fijiensis CBS 313.89 is the source of this 1575-nucleotide messenger RNA. RefSeq names its product alpha/beta-hydrolase. The record is from RefSeq and is a predicted model, not a curated record. Lineage: Eukaryota; Fungi; Ascomycota; Eurotiomycetes; Eurotiales; Aspergillaceae. The coding region runs from base 1 to 1575 and encodes 524 amino acids. The transcript is spliced from 5 exons.
AUGCUGCGCCUCAUAUCGGUGGCCUACCUCCUCGUAGGCUCACCCAUUGCGACCAGUCCCCCAAUGGGCACGACACUCAAUGGAACCCACAGCGGGGUGUACUCAACCUCAUUCGAGCAGGACUUCUUCUUGGGUAUCCCAUACCUGCAAGCCCCCGUCGAUGACCGACGCUUUCAUCCCGCCGAUAGUCUCACGGGCAGCUGGGAUGGCACGCGCAACGCGACGGCCUACGCCCCUUCCUGCUACCUCAACAUCGUGCGACCGCACCAGAACACGUCCGAGACCGACCCCCUCCCCGUGGUAAUCUACUUCCACGGCGGCGGCUUCUCCGGCGGCAGCGCGCACGACGGUCGCUACAACCUCAGCUCCUUCGUUGCGCGGUCUGUCCAACAGAACCAGCCCGUCAUAGCCGUCAGCUUCAACUACCGACUGAGCGCCUGGGGGUUUCUGUAUAGCAACCAGAUCCGCGACACGGGAGCGACCAACGUAGGCCUCCGGGACCAGCGGUACGCUCUGCAGUGGGUGCAGGAAAACAUCGCCGGGUUCGGAGGCGAUCCCCGGCGGGUGACCGUCUGGGGCCAGGGGGCUGGGGCCUCCAGCGUUGGCUUUCAACUGACGGCGUACGCGGGGCGUGACGACGGCCUCCUGCGCGCCGCCAUCAUGCAGAGCGGGAACCCCGUGCCCUCCCGCGGGCUUAACGGCACGCAGUACUUCCAGCCGUUGUAUGACGCUCUCACCCAACAGGACACAUGCUGGGUCAGCCCGGAUAGCAUGGCGUGUCUGCGGACGGUACCAUUUGCCGAGAUGAACGCCGCCAUCAAUGCCACGAGCCCGCACGGCUGGUUCCCCGUCAUUGACGGGGAUAUUGUCCCCGAGCAGCCGAGUCGCUCACUGUACACGCGCAAAUUCGUCCCGGUGCCGAUCACCCUCGGGGCCGCGACGGACGAAGGAACCGCGCAAAUGCCGGCUGGAUCGUAUCCGCAAUCGUACGGCGUCGCUCCGGGGCUCGCCUUGCCGCAAGUGCUAGUCGACCAGAUCACCACCGCCUACGCCAACGUCUCCUCAGUGCCGGCUGUGAAAGCUCGUCUGUACCAGGGGGAUUCAACGGUCAUCGCCCACCGACGCCAGGCGUGCGCCACCUGGUCUCGCAACGAUGUGACUACAUACUGCUAUCGAUGGAACAUUGCCCUGGACGACGGCCAACGCACUGCACGGCACGGUGACGACCUCCCCUUCAUCUUUGACAAUACGCGCGGCACCGGCUACGAGAAGAUCCCAUUGGACAAUGAGUCACUCGUGGAGCUGGCAGCCGAGGUGAGCGGAAGCUGGGUCAGCUUCGUCGCGACUUUGAACCCCAACGCCUGGAGGACGGCUAGCAAUAGCAGCAUUACUGCACCAGCGACAACCACGAAGGGGAGGAUUUCAACCUGGCCGCAAUACGGGGCCCCGCAUCAGUACGCACUGGUCUUUCAGGCUAACGGGACGAGUUACGUCGAGGAGGAUACCUGGCGAGCAACCCCAAUUCGGCUAAUUAACGGGCCUCCGUCAGGGAUUGGCGUGGCAUAUCAACGGUAG